Megalops cyprinoides (Indo-Pacific tarpon) is the source of this 6155-nucleotide messenger RNA. RefSeq names its product itchy E3 ubiquitin protein ligase b (gene itchb). Bases 152 to 2773 code for a protein of 873 amino acids. Gene Ontology annotation, molecular function: protein binding; ubiquitin protein ligase activity. The record is from RefSeq and is a predicted model, not a curated record. The transcript has 24 exons. NCBI's taxonomy places the organism in Eukaryota, Metazoa, Chordata, Actinopteri, Elopiformes, Megalopidae. Gene Ontology annotation, biological process: ubiquitin-dependent protein catabolic process; protein K63-linked ubiquitination; protein K48-linked ubiquitination.
AAGAUGGUGGAAGUUUCUUUCUUGGAGUGAACUGGAGUGGAAAGCUAAACACCGAGGUGUACACAGUUCGGCCGUCAAGUUGGGCUUGCCUAAUUAAAUUUAUUCGCCUUCGGAAACGGCAGACGAUUGCCCGUGCUCUUUGCUCUGUGUGAUGGCCUGCAGUGUUGCCAAACCAGGCUCUGUCAAUGGCUACACCAUGAAGGCACAGCUCCAGAUCAUCGUGCUGUCAGCAAAGCUGAAAGAAAACAAGAAGAACUGGUUUGGGCCGAGUCCAUACGUGGAAGUUGCCGUGGACGGGCAGUCCAAGAAGACAGAGAAAUGCAACAACACCCACAGUCCCAAGUGGAAACAGCCUCUCACAGUAAUCGUCACACCUUUUAGUAAGCUGAUCUUCCGAGUGUGGAGUCAUCAAACUUUAAAAUCAGACAUUUUGCUGGGAAUGGCCACGCUGGAAGUGAGCGAAACCCUGAAAUCCAACGACAUGAAAAUCUCAGAGGUGGUGCAGACCCUGCAGCUCAGCACAGACAGAGACCAGACAGAGGUGGUUGGGGACCUGUCUGUCUGUCUGGAUGGGCUGCAGGUGGAUCCAGAAAUGUUCGCCACGGCAGCCGCGAACAACAGCAGUGCUGUUCCAAACGGGGAUUCACAACAGAGCAGUGACUCUGUUAGGUCUAGCAGGGACGCGUCGCCCUCCAUCGAUAGCUUGGAGGAGAGGGCUGCCCCCAAUGGCCGGGCGGUGAACGGCACGGGAUCCCCCUCUCUGUCAGCGGGGGGGUCCAGGCCGCUGCGGCCCCCCCGACCGUCUCGUCCACCGCCCCCAACCCCACGGAGACCAGCCUCCUCUCCAGCGUCCUCCAAUGGCUCGGCCCCCAGCGAAGGCGGCGACGCCCCGACCCCGGAGGCCUCGGCGCGCGUGUCCGCAGCUGGGGCCUCGGAGACCGGCGGCAGCUCAGGGUCACAGGAGCCAGGGGCGGCAGGAGCCAGACAGGUGGCCAGCCUCGCCCCUGCCGCUCCCAGAAUCCCUGCCAUCAGCACAGGCCCACUGCCUCCUGGGUGGGAGCAGAGGGUGGAUCAGAACGGCCGCGUGUAUUUCGUGGAUCACGUGGAAAAGCGGACGACAUGGGAUAGGCCGGAGCCUCUGCCUCCCGGGUGGGAGCGCCGCGUGGACCCGAUGGGCCGGGUGUACUUCGUGGAUCACAUCACCAGGACCACCACGUGGCAGCGCCCCACGGUGGAGUCGGUCAGGAACUACGAGCAGUGGCAGCUACAGCGCAACCAGCUGCAAGGCGCCAUGCAGCAGUUCAACCAGCGCUUCAUAUUCGGGCUCCAUGAUCAAGCUACUGCUGCACAGAACAAAGAAUUUGAUCCUCUGGGACCUCUGCCGCAUGGAUGGGAGAAAAGAACAGACACCAACGGCAGAGUGUACUUUGUGCACCACCCAACACGGACCACACAGUGGGAGGACCCGCGGACCCAGGGGCUGCUAAAUGAGAAGCCGCUGCCCGAGGGCUGGGAGAUGCGCUUCACGGUGGACGGCAUUCCCUACUUCGUGGAUCACAACCGGAAAACCACCACAUACAUCGACCCGCGGACUGGGAAAUCCUCCCUAGAAAAUGGACCCCAGAUCACAUAUGUAAGAGACUUCAAAGCCAAAGUCCAGUACUUCCGAUUCUGGUGUCAGCAAUUGUCAAUGCCUCAACACAUUAAGAUCACCGUCAGCCGCAAAACCCUGUUUGAAGACUCGUUCCAGCAAAUAAUGAGCUUCAAUGCACAAGACCUUCGACGGCGACUCUGGAUCAUUUUUCCAGGAGAGGAAGGGUUGGACUAUGGAGGCGUGGCAAGAGAGUGGUUCUUCCUGCUCUCCCAUGAGGUGCUGAACCCAAUGUAUUGCCUGUUUGAAUAUGCGGGGAAGGACAACUACUGUCUGCAGAUAAACCCUGCCUCCUACAUCAACCCCGACCACCUCAAAUACUUUAAGUUCAUUGGACGCUUCAUUGCCAUGGCUUUGUUCCAUGGAAAGUUCAUUGACACCGGAUUCUCCCUACCGUUCUAUAAACGCAUUCUGAACAAGCCGUUGGCCUUGAAAGAUCUGGAAUCCAUUGACCCGGAAUUUUACAACUCCCUCAUUUGGAUCAAGGAGAAUAACAUUGAGGAGUGUGGCUUGGAAAUGUACUUCUCUGUGGAUAAAGAAAUCCUGGGCGAAGUCACCACCCAUGAGCUCAAACCAGACGGAGGAAACAUCCUUGUCACGGAGGAGAAUAAAGAGGAGUACAUUAGGCUGGUGGCAGAGUGGAGGCUGUCGCGGGGCGUGGAGGAGCAGACGCAGGCCUUCUUCGAGGGCUUCAACGAGGUCCUCCCGCAGCAGUACCUGCAGUAUUUUGACGCGAAGGAGCUGGAGGUGAUGCUGUGCGGGAUGCAGGAGAUCGACCUGGCCGACUGGCAGAGGAACACCAUCUACCGGCACUACGCUCGCAGCAGCAAGCAGAUCCUGUGGUUCUGGCAGUUCAUUAAAGAAAUGGACAAUGAGAAACGGAUGCGGCUGCUGCAGUUCGUCACAGGCACGUGCCGCCUUCCCGUCGGGGGCUUCGCGGACCUGAUGGGGAGCAAUGGUCCGCAGAAGUUUUGCAUUGAGAAAGUAGGCAAAGAGAACUGGCUGCCUAGAAGUCACACUUGCUUUAAUCGACUGGAUCUGCCACCCUACAAGAGCUACGAGCAGCUGAAAGAGAAGCUGAUGUUUGCCAUCGAGGAGACCGAAGGCUUCGGACAGGAGUGAUCGGUGGAGGCCUUUGCGGGUGAGCCCGCCCCGCGUACCAGCUCUGCGCAGCAGUGGUCCGGUCCGCGCGAGCUCUCUGGGCUGUGACCCCCAGGGGUUGGCCUUGCGCGGACGAAAGCCAACUGCUGCCGGGAGUAGAGAGGUGACCAGGCCCCCCGCCAACCACCACCGCCACCGCCACCAAAUAAGAUCUCCAAUGUCUCACCUCUCACCUGCCCUUGACCCCGCCCCAUCCCUGUGGAUCGUACCACUAAAGCCUGUUGGGGAGGGGGCGGAAAACGGGUAGAGUCUACUCAGGUUCUGUGCUCCUCCCCGAACAGGCCAUGCAGUAACGUCCCAAUUCUUCUGUCAUCAUGCGCUUAACGAGUAACUUGCAAAUGGAGAGUCAUGCCGGAUCUCAUCCAUGUAUAUAUUAGAUAAUGAUAGAUAAUGAGAACCUGACAAACUUGGCCAAUACUCUGUCCCCCCCUUUUCCACCCAUUUGUCUGUGUUCUCUUAACAGCUUUUGGGACUGUCAUACUUCAGUGAAUGUCAGUCCAGAGAACUCAUGAUGCAGCUGCUUUGUGUGCAGGCCAUGGUCAUGUUUGUCAUUUUAAUUUGAAUCUAUUUCUUUCUCAUAGGGCAUGAAAUUAGCAGCAUUGUUUUUAUAUCUCAAACUGUGCCUAAAACCUCACGUCUUUUAUUUUCCAUUGGAAAAGAAAGCACUUUAUUAGAAAUGUUCCCUGUUGUUAGUGUGGGUUUUACAAGCUCAAGAGAAGUGAUCAAUUCUGUUUAAAUCUUUGAGGAUUUUGGAGAAGACUGUCGGUAUAAAUCUGAAUCACUCUUCAGAUUUCCUCCUUGGAUGUCAGUAUAUUGCCAAGCGUGCUUAGUUUUUUGUUGUUUUGGGUGAUGUGGGGGGAAAAAAAACUAAACAAUGAGUGUUUAUGACAUUUGGGAAGAGCCGAAGAUUAACGAGACCCUAUUGUAAUGGACAGCUGAACUGGGGAAAAACGCUGGUAGAAGAGGAAUGGGUUUAAGAGUGCAGACAAUGCUCAGUGUUACCCUGAAACUCACGUGGAACCCGGUUUAGUGUGCUCACCUCAGCUGGAGAUGCACCUUAAAUAGAGAGGGAAACUCAUUUUUCACCCAAGCAGCAGCAGUCAUUUGGCUGACAGACAGUGACCAGCCAGUCUGCUUUCUUUCAUUGUGAAGGCCACAAUGACUGCAUGACAGUUAGCUGAAGGUCAUUGUGUGUAGGUGGAGCGUUACCCCUGCCCAUGUUUGCUACUGGCUAAUUGUAAUGUCACAUACCUGUCAAACAGAGCUAUUUAUAACGGACUUAGAACUGAUCUUCAAGUGCAUUUUAAGUCUUGAAGAUCUUUGCAUCGCAGAUUGGUGAGCAUCCUAUUUCUGGCUGUGCUUAAUUAAGCCUGGUAAUGUAACACAGAGCAAAACUGCAAGAGGCUUGAAGCCCUGUAUUUUUAAAUGGUGCGAAUGCAGAGCAAAAUAAUGCAGCAGACAGGACCCUAGUUUUAUAGGGACUUGCUCUCUGAGCUAUUUUAAUUAUCUUUUUUUUUUCCUGGGGAGGGAGAGAGGACAAACACUGCUUGUAAAUAUGUGAAUGAUUUGUGUCUAGAUUAUCUACAAUGGCGAUCCCAGGUAAUGUGAGUCAGAACUGCUGUAUUAAACUAGGGGAAAAAAAAGCUUGAGGUAACAGUACAUUUGAAGUAAUAUGUGGAAUACCAAACACCUGCCAUUGUCUUUUUGCGACAAUGAAAAAUAAAUAAUCAUGAAAUCUUUUUCUCUGAGCUUUCGGUUUGUCUUUGAUGAGGCAACCCUCGAAAGCCUCUUUGAGGUUCUUGCACUGCCAAGUCAUGCAAGUGUAAAUAAAUUAACAGUAAAUGAUCUGAUCCCAGAUCUGUUAACUUUCCUGCAAAGAUAACCAAAUGAUGACUGAAGCCUGUAGUCAGUACAGCAUUGAGUGUGUCAGUCUCCCUGUCGUCUUUGUGCAGAAGGCUUUUUGUUAUCGUAGAAAGUUUAGCUUGUGUUUGCUGGUGCAUUCCACUGGUGUCAGUCAGUAGGUUUCCUAGUAACAUCAAUAAAAAACAUUGAUGGAAAGCAAUGUACUUUCCCCAUUCAAUGUGAGGAAGAAUAUAUUUAUCCACUAUGAUGCAGCAUUAUAAAAACCUUUACAGUGGGCUAAUAACACAGUUGAUACAGGAAAGGGCAUAUCAGUUACUUGCUUGAAAUCUGGUAUGCAUUUGUAACAUUUUGCCUAAUAUGAAAAAACCGAAGGUGAAGAUACAGACUUAUUUAAACUACAGAUGCCUGUUUUGUCAGAUGGGAACAACUUACUCAGUGUUUAUUUUAAUGUGAUAAGACUUCGUAAUAACAUGAAACUUUUUUAUGGAAGGUUCAAGAGAAUACAAACAUAGGCACAUCUGCGCCCUUGCAAAGGAAUUUCCUGAAUGACCAAAGUAAUUUCGCUCAGACUCUUCACAUUAUACUCUGUGCUAAUUGUGUUAGUCCUGUUGUUGUCAACCCAUGUAAGUGCACAAUGUAGCUCUGAAAAACCUAGUAACAAUACAAGUCAGGCUCUCAAUCACCGCAGUGUAAAAAUACUAAUGUUCCCCACCUCUGCAGCAAGCCUCUAUACCGUAUUCAGAUUCAAACUUCAGACUAACAGGACAGUUCCUCUGCCUCCUGCAACAUCAGACAUAAAACUGGACAGCAAAAAGGCAAGCAUGUUUUACUGGCUUCAUCGUUCAGUCAUUGUGACGGGAGUAAGCUGAAGUGGAAGCCCCAGAUGCACUAACACAAAUGGAAACGUCUAAAACCCUUUCAGCUCAGACUCUGUCCCACCAAAUUUGUGUUCGGGUUCAGUGCAUUGUCGCUACUGUUUUUGCUCGUGUUGCGUCUUCAAAAGACUGUCAUACCCAGUUACUUUAAUAUACCCCCAAAAACAGAGCAUCACAUGGACGUGUGCUACAUCAACUAAGUAGCAGCAUGUCAGCAGAGAAACUGCAUUCUGUCUUCAACGGCAGAUGGCAUUGCCCAAAUGUCAAAUUACUGUGGUUGGGAACAGAAUGUCCUCAAACAUUUUUGUCCUUCCUUGUAAACAGUGUUUUGUGCAGAAAAUUUGGAAACAUCAUUUACCAGAGUCCAGAAGAAUUUUUAAAAUCUGAUUUGACUCCAUAUUUGAAUGAAAUCCCAGGGAAGGCAAAUGUACAUAUAAUUUAUGUUGCAUUGAAAAAUGUGCUAACUUAUGUGUCCAGAUUUAUUUUGAAACCAAUGUACCAAACUACUCUGAUCUUCCCCUCUGUAAAUUAAAGGAACAUUGUAAAUUGUGUUAAUACAUUCAUUUAAAUUUUAAUUCUGUAAAAACAAAACAUCUUUUAGUAAA